Stegodyphus dumicola is the source of this 417-nucleotide messenger RNA. RefSeq names its product prostatic spermine-binding protein-like. The record is from RefSeq and is a predicted model, not a curated record. Lineage: Eukaryota; Metazoa; Arthropoda; Arachnida; Araneae; Eresidae.
AUGAAAGAAAAUGAAAAUCGGUUAAAGAAAACAGUUAAGUAUGAAGAGGACGAUGAUGAUUUGGAUGAUGGUGUAGACAAUGACAAAGACGAUGACGAAUUGGAUUUGGAUGAUGAUGAUAUGGAUGAAGAUGAUGAUGUUGACAAUGCCGAUGAUGAAGCUAAUGGAGAUGACGUUGAUGCUGUUGAUGAGAAUGAUGAUAAAGAACAGAAUGAGAUGGUUCCUAAUGAUGAAACAAAAGAUGCAAAGAAACGAAAAGAAUUAUUUGCAUUUUUUGAAUUUAUUAGUGAACCUAAAGCUGAGAAAAACCACAAGAUCCUGCAAGAGAAAAAAUUACGAGAUCAGCUUGUUUCAGUACAUUUUGCUGGUGUGAAAAGCAAAUAUAAACCAAAUAGGAACAAUUUCUCAACUUGCUGA